AUGAUAGUUAGCCGACAUUCAAGUUUUUCCCCUUAUGGCAGACAAGUAUCACCCUCCUCUGCCAUUAUUAUUAACAUUGAAGAUUGUAGAACAAUUCGACCAAGAAGAGAGAAAUGUAAAAUUUGGGCUAAACGUUAUUUAUUACCAACUUUAAUAGCUACUGUUGUAGCUGCUGUUAUAUUGACAGCUGUUCUUGUUCCAGUCUUAAUAACAUAUCUACGAAGUUUCACCACUACUACCACCACUACUACCACAACUACGACUACGACUACAACUACGACUACUACUACGACAACGACGACCACAUCAACAUCAAGUACGACAUCAUCAACUUCAACAUCAGUAACAACAUCAACACAAUCAACCACACAAACAACCACACCAACAACUACACCAACAACUACACCAACAUCAACAUUAACAACCACAUGA
Messenger RNA from Adineta steineri, 432 nucleotides. The record is from the annotation of a GenBank genome assembly. NCBI's taxonomy places the organism in Eukaryota, Metazoa, Rotifera, Eurotatoria, Adinetida, Adinetidae.